Molecule: messenger RNA, 1901 nt
Organism: Erythranthe guttata (spotted monkey flower)
Lineage: Eukaryota; Viridiplantae; Streptophyta; Magnoliopsida; Lamiales; Phrymaceae
Gene: SAT32
Product: interferon-related developmental regulator family protein / IFRD protein family
Source: RefSeq, a predicted model, not a curated record
AUAUAUAUGAGAAGACCGUGUUUGCGUAAAAUCUGAAUUCCACUAUUUCCUUUUCUCUCGAAAAAUUAUAGCAAGAGUCCGAGUUCGUCUCUACCAAAAGUUCCCCCAAAUUGUUUUCAUGGAUACUUCCCUUGAUUCAAUUAGAUUGUUAUUUCUGUCCUGCAAUUCAUAUAUAAACUCGCCCCCACUUCAAUUUUUUCAUUCUUCAACCUCUUGUUUUCAUCUUUCUGAUUUUGAUUUUAGUCGUCGCUGUGUUUUUUCUUUCUAACCUAGAUUCUCUAUAUUAUUUUGAUUUUGGAGUAAUACUAUAGCAAUUAGAGGUUUUUGAUUCUGAUUUGUUGCUGCGAUGGGUAGAAAAAGUUCGCAGAAGAAAAAUGCUGCAAUGCUGGAUAGUGACGACACAGCUAGUUUGAGCUCAUCAACAUCAUCUAUGCCGUUGGACCAUAUGGCCGAUUUUGGUGCCGAUGAAGUGGUGGUGAAUGACGACACUUUGCUCGAUCAGUACUUAGACGCUUUGUUUGAGAAGAGAGGGGCUACUAGGGAGAAAGCUUUGGCAUCAAUUAUCGAAGCCUUCAAUGGCCACUUGCAGCAUAGUUUUGCUGAAAAGAAGUUUGCUACAUUGCUUCACCAGUGCUUGAAUUCGGUCAAAAAAGGUUCCGCAAAGGAGGUUACUUUGGCGGCUCAUGCAAUAGGACUUUUAUCACUGACUGUUGGUCCUGGGGAUAAAGCCCUAGAGAUCUUGGAAGAAUCAUUUGUUCCUAUUUCAGAGGCGCUUAGAAUCCAUCCGGAGACAUCUAAGACAUCAUCUUUGCUCCAGUGUUUGGCUGUCAUCACUUUCGUCGGCGGUGAAGAACCGGAAGAGACAGAGAAAUCAAUGCAGAUAGUGUGGCAAGUGGCUCAUCCUAAACUAGGUCCAAAUGUGGCUGCUGCUAAACCUUCACCGGCAUUGACAGCAAUGGGGGUCACAGCCUGGUCGUUUCUUCUUACAAGUAUCGAAGGACGAGCUCUCAACUCCAAGAGUUGGCAAGAGUCAAUGUCAUACUUUUCGACUCUGCUGGAAAAGGAUGACAGAUCGCUGAGAAUUGCUGCUGGUGAAGCUCUUGCUUUGAUUUUCGAGAUGGGAAGCCUCGAGAAAUUCUGUGGUGAUAGUAAGGUGUCUAACGUGCCCUCUGUUGAUGAAGGGAAUGAUUCUCGAAAAUCAAUGCACAUACAUGGGCUAAAAAAUAAAAUACUAAAUCAAGUACGUGCCCUUUCAAUAGAGGCUGGCGGUAAAGGGACUGGUAAGAAAGAUCUCAAUAACCAGAGGAACACGUUUCAGGAUAUACUCCAAUUGGUUGAGGAUGGUUAUCCCCCGCAAACCUCGACAAAAAUUGGUGGAGAUUAUUUGUACACAGACACAUGGCAAGAUUUGAUUCGGUUGAACUUCUUGAAGCACUUUCUUGGAGGAGGUUUCGAUAAGCACAUACAGGAUAAUCAGUUUCUUCUUGACCUCUUUGGUUUUGCACCCAAGAAGAAGCUUCUAUCGGGGGCUGAGCGACGCAUGACUAGUCAUGAAAAGAGGAUGUACAAGUCACCUAAUUCCGCCGCUAAUAAAGCACGGACGCAAUCACUUAACAAACAAAGGAUGUUGUCCCAGGAUAAAAAUGUUGGCCAAUUUGCGGUGGAUUUUGGCGACAUUUGAACGAGGAGCAGCUGUGUUCUGGCAUUUGGUUAAAAUUUAUAUUUAUUGCAGUAAUAAACUUCUAAAAAAUUCACUAUUGGCUCUUUUUACAAGGGAGGUUAUUUAUGUGAUUUGAUUUCCUAGGAUUCAUAUAUGUAAAGUAAUUUUAUUAUCUGUUCGAUUCAUAUAUACUGGAUGGUGUGGCGACUGAUAAUACUUAUAUUUGUUUGAUUUAUUAAAA